AGGCCAUUUCAAAUUUAGUAAACACUACAUAUUUGAAUGAAUGGAAGUAAAUGAAGCGAAAACAACUUUUAAAUCUUAAAAGUCUGGGAAUUAGUGACAGUUUUGAUGUUUUUAAGCACACAUUUCAUUCUCUGCGUUCGUGCGACUUGUAAAGUGAUAUAUUUCUUUCAAAAAAAAUAUAUGUUUUGUUCUGUUUAUCAAUAUCUUCAUCCAUGACAAUCUAACACAGGCUGAGGGGAUAUUUUGUUCGUAAUUGUGUUUUUGCAUGUCUGUUGUGCUAAAAAUGUCAUCUUCUGUAACAAAAAUACCGGGACUAUCUUUGUCGGCGAGGAAUAAACGAAAAUUGCCUGAAGUUCCAAACGUAUGCAUACAAAAUGGGACAGAAAAUUUAAAAACCCAUACAAAGUUUAAUCCAGAAACUGUUGAAAUAUCAAUAGGUGGUACACACAGUAAAGGACGAAUUAAGCCAGGAUCUGAAUGUAUAAAGUUGUCAUUUGACAAACCAAAUUCCUCAGAUGAUUCUCUCUCUGCAUAUGAAAGUAAUACAAGUAGUUUAUCAGGUGACACAACAUUCACAAAUUCAAGUGUUUGUGAUCAGUCAACUGAUAAUGCAGAACAUGAUUUUAUUUCAAAUUGGACUAAUAACAAAGAAUGUAAUAAAGAAAACUUUCUUACUCCAGUUAAGGAACCAAGAGGACCCCCGGAAAUGGACAGGUUUGAUUUUAUCUCGCCAAACAAUUGCAAGACCCCUAAAAGAAGAUACACAGAAGGUGACAAGUUGAUUGCUACUCCAGAAUGUUAUAAUGCAGUACAGAUUGAGGAUUUAUCAAGAUUUGAAUUCCACAGCGAUGAUGAUGAUCAUCCAAGGGAAGAUAGUAGUAGUCUAACAGUAGCAGUACGAGUUCGACCUCUCAAUGCAAGAGAAGAAAAGAUAGGCAACAUCCGCUGUGUCGUUUCAAUGUGUGACAAAGAAACAACAGUAACUAAGGAUAAUGGUUCCAAACAGACUUUUACAUAUGAUUUUUCAUUCUGGUCAUUUGAUAAACACAAUGGCAAUUUUUCUGACCAAGAAAGAAUAUACAAGUUGCUGGCCCAGCCUUUACUGGUCAAAGCUUUUGAAGGCUAUAACACAUGCUUAUUUGCAUAUGGUCAAACUGGAAGUGGAAAAAGUUACAGUAUUAUGGGACAGGUAAACGAAGGAAGAAAUGAAAUAGGAAUCAUUCCCAGGUUUUGUGAAGAAUUAUUUUCACGGGUAGACCACGAAGUCACCAGAGAUUCAGAAAUGGUCAAAAUCAAUGUAGAAAUAUCCUUCUUUGAAAUUUACAAUGAGAAGAUCCAUGACUUGUUGGCUUCUUCUAAAGAAAAAGGUGGAAAGUCACAGCUUAAAGUACGAGAACAUCCCAGUACUGGUCCAUAUGUGGAAGGAUUAUCAAUGUAUGUUGUCAACUCAUUCGAGGAUGUGGAAGGGUGGAUAACUCUUGGUAACAAAAACAGAGCUACUGCAACCACAGGAAUGAAUGAAAGAAGUAGUAGAUCACACUCUGUCUUUACAUUAGUAUUGACACAGACAAGGACUGAUGAAGUAGGAAGCCAGAAGAACGAUCCUCGGAGAAUCACCAGUAAGAUCAACUUAGUUGAUUUAGCAGGAAGUGAACGUCAGUCACAGGCAAAGACAGAAGGAGACAGACUAAGGGAGGCAACUAAUAUCAACAAAUCUUUGACUACACUGGGAAUGGUCAUCUCCUCUUUGUCCAAAAAAUCCACGUCAGGAAAGAAGAAAUUCUUCAUACCAUACAGGGAUUCAGUUCUCACUUGGUUGUUGAAGGAAAGCAUAGGUGGGAAUUCAAAAACUGCCAUGUUAGCUACUAUUAGUCCAACUAACUACCACAAAGAAGAAACACUUAGUACUCUCAGGUAUGCUAAGAUAGCUAGUAGUAUCGUGAAUACUGCUAGAGUGAAUGAAGAUCCUACUACAAAGCUAAUCAAAGAACUACGUGCAGAGAUUGACAGAUUAAAAAUAAGUGACAGAUGGAAUAGAGAUGAACAACAGUCAGCUACACAGACAGAAAUUGAUGAACUGAGAGAAAAAUGUGUGGCUAAAGAGAAAGAGAUUGAAGAAAUGAAACAAUCAUGGGAGUUAAAAUUGCAACAGUCUGAAGAGAGAAAAGCUCAAGAAAAUAAAAACCUAGAGAAAUCAGGAAUCACCUGUAAAGUAGACAACAAGAUGCCAAACUUAGUGAACCUGAAUGAAGACCCUCAGCUGUCUGAGAUGUUGUUGUAUGUGAUCAAAGAAGGACAGACUAGAGUCGGCAGAAUGUGUGACAACUCUAAACAUGAAAUACAACUAAAUGGAGCAUUGAUAGCAGAAAACCAUUGUAUUAUCAACAACUUAGAGAAUGUGAUCAGUAUAACACCAAUCGAUGAUGCUCCUACGUAUGUCAAUGGCAACCUUAUAUCAGAACCAGUCAUCCUACAACAUGGUGACAGAGUUAUUUUGGGCGGAGACCAUUAUUUCAGAUUUAACCAUCCUAAGCAAGUGAGGAAUAAGAACCAAACAUCUGGACAGGAGGUGAAAAAAGACUUUGAGUUUGCCAAACAGGAACUUCUCAAUGUUCAGGAACAGAGACUGCAGUCAGAGUUGGAGGAAGCAAGGAGACAAGCCCAGGAAGAAAUGUUGGUCAAAGUGGAGGAAGUCAAGAAAGAGGCAAUGAAAGAACAAAGAGCUGUUGAAAACAAACUAGCAGAAUGUGAAAAAUUAUUGAGAAAUCAGUCAGAGGAAGUACAAAUGGCUGAACAAGGGCGACUUGAAGCAGACGACACUAUUCAAAAAUUGAAGAAACAGAAAAUGUUACUGGAACAAGAAUUAAUGGUUGGACGUAAGAGACAACAGUUAGAGGCCAGGGCAGCAGAGAGGGCUCAGCUAAGUCCACCUUCUUCUAAGGGCUCAAGAUUGAAAGAGUUUUUAGAGACUGAGAAACAGAAAGUUACCCAGAGAUUGGAACAACUUAAACAGAAACGAUCAGACAUAUCAUCACCUACCAGACGUAACGCCAUGAUGGAAAAUCAGCUCGGUAAACGUGACUUGUAUAAGAUUGCCUUGUCACUGAGGGAAGCUAAUAAGAUUAGUCAGUUACUGAAGAAAAAUAUGACUUUCAGCAGAGAAGAUUAUUUAGAAGAUGACAAGUUAGCAACAGCUAUCAAAGUAACCAACACAGAAUUAGGACUGUGUACAUUCUGGGAUGUUCCAAAGUUUGAAGACAGAUUAGCUCAGAUGAGAGAUUUGUAUCAGAAUGAUUGUGAAAGUUCAGCCGAUGAUGAAGUAUUUAAUGAUCCAAGUGAGUCAUGGCUACCAGAGGCACCAACUACACCAAGUACACCGAGAUCUCCCCUUGGGAACAGCUUUAACAAAUCUCCCUUUAGACAGUUUUUAUUAUCAGGAAAUAGUUCAGUUACAAGUCCUAGAAGUUAUAAAGAUGACAACUGCUCCUGUCCAAGUCAUUUAACAGGAACAGCACUCGCUAAAAUGUGUGAGAGUGUUACGUUGACAUUUGUAGAGAACAUCCAAGAUGGUUAUCUUGAAGAGAGUAUGGCAGAUAAAAUAGUUAAGUGUUCCCAAGCGAUAAAAAAAGCAGUAGUAUAUCUGAUAGACUCAAAUUCUUCACAAGAUAAAGAAUCAGAAACAAAUGACGAAGAAACUCAGUGCUGUUUACUGAAGCUUGCUACAAAUAUACAGACACUAAGUUCUCAUUGUACAGUCUGGGCAAACAUGUAUGUUAAGGAACAGAGACACUCAAGGGUCAUUCAGGAUCUCACAACAAAGUUAAAGGAGCAUGUCAAGGUUAUGGGCAAUCAUGUGGUUAGGUUCUUCCAAGGAUGGGGAAAUGAUAUAGACAGUUUGAUUUGUGACUCUGGAUCAAAGAUUGUGGAUUGUGUUCUAACAGUGUGUAAAUUAACUGGUGAAAUGUCCUUGGCAACAGAUAUGAACAUCAUAUCAUUUGAGCAACUGAAUUGUGAGGAAGCAGAUAAAAAUGAGUUGAGUCCUGAUGUUUGUCACGCUUUUUUGGCCGGUUGUGAUUUGUUGGUUGACAAAAGUUUACAAGGUCCAAUCAAAACAUUAGAAGAAUGGGAAUGUAAAGCACAAAAUCUAGCAGAUCUAUCCAAUAAUAAUCUAUCUCUGGGAGAAAUUCCACAACAUAUAGAAGAACUAGUGUCAUCGAUGAAGAUAUUAUUUUCAACAUGUCAAGAAUUACAGGUUGACAUGGACACAAGUGUGAGAGAGAGUUAUGGUGGCAUUCCAUUACAAUUUUAUUCUGUUAGUUACAAGCGAUCACAAGGACUCAUACACCACAUUAGCAACCUUUGGGAAAAUGUACAGAUUUUACUAAAUAGUGCUGAACCGUUAAUUAAAGGCCAAACAAUAGACUGUAGAAAACUAUGCCGAUAUUCAGAUCUUAUACAGAGAGACAUCAGUAAAUUAGUUCUAGUAUCAAGUAAAGACAAUUUUAAGUUGGAUUCUUCCAGUUCAGACAGCGACUCUUCAGUGUUAUCAGAAUUACAAAUGCAAAAGCUUGAAUAUGCAGCUAGAGAUGUUCACCUUUCUGCAGGAUCUUUAAUCCAGAAAGCAGAAAAACUUUUACGAAAUGACAAGAUAUCUGGAACACCUCGUGGGAAACGCUUGUUGCCUCCAUCUCCUGAUAAAGCAGUAAAUUCUCCAUUAAGUAAUAAAUUUAAGCUGGACACAUGUAGCUGGGGAUAAAAAAAAAAAACACAUCAUGACAUUUUAAUAAUUCAGUGCUGGGGAAGUCAGUGCUUGAGAUCAUGUUCAAGAAGUCCGAAAAAGAUACAAAUAUGCCUUGGCUUCAAAGAUGGAGAAAGUAGAACUUGGUGCUUUUGAUUGGAUAGUUAUUCCUACAAACAUUGCUUUAUUUAGAUAUGUAUGCUUGAAUAUAUUGUAUCAGCUGCCAAUGUGUACAGAAUUAUAUUUAAACUGCUAGUACAUGUAUAAUAGUAUCAUUCAACUAAAUGGCAUGGGGGAAAUAAUCAAUAUUUUGUGGUUAACUUUUUCUAGCUUUGGUAACUGGGCUUAAAAAUGCUUUUUCAAAGGUAUUAGAAACUAACGUUUUCAAAAUUUUGUUCAGAAACAGCUGUAAUAGGUAAAUGUGGUUCUUUUUACCAAAAUUCUUAGGAUUAAAAUUGAUUAUAAGUUACACUGUACUGUUCAUGUCAUACCAGGACAUUUUUCUCAUUAAGAACUUUUGUGAAAACAGUUGCAGGUCAUUUUUUAGGAUUAAGAUAAAAAAAAUGAAAUUUGGUGUAUUGAAAUUCUUUGUUACUUUUAUACUGUCUCAAUAUAUACAUGAUAUAGUAACCCUUAUAGAAAGUUCAGUCUUAUUGAAAUAUAGAUCCUGUGUCCUUGCUUUGCUGACAGGAUCUGAAACUUUCUGUUUUAAAGACCAUUCGAUAUCCUCUGGUUCAUCUUUAUGAUACUCACCUUCAAAAACUUGUGGUCUGAAAAAUCAUUGGCUGAUCUAAUAAGUACCAAACCAUGACAGAAAGUAGAAUGGAUUGUUGUCAGAUCCUUGUAAGUAAAGCAUGGAUACAGGAUCUGUAUUUUUAUGAGAUUGCAGAAAGAUAUGAAAAAAGUCGAGUAGAACAGUAUAAGUAUUGCAAUAAUGAAAACUUGUAUGGUCCCUGUAUCUUUUGUGCAAUAUUUACAGCUUGUGUUCAUUUACUGAUUGUAUAUAAUUGUAGAUAUAAAACUUUAUUUAUCUUGUAAAACAAUCAUGUGUCAAAUGCUUCAGAAGUAUAUAUAUUUAUAUGGAAGUAAAAAAUAGUCAGCAAAACAAA
Messenger RNA from Mytilus californianus (California mussel), 5847 nucleotides. Its product is annotated as kinesin-like protein KIF14. Gene Ontology annotation, molecular function: microtubule binding; ATP binding; microtubule motor activity. The record is from RefSeq and is a predicted model, not a curated record. The coding region runs from base 266 to 4756 and encodes 1496 amino acids. NCBI's taxonomy places the organism in Eukaryota, Metazoa, Mollusca, Bivalvia, Mytilida, Mytilidae. The transcript is spliced from 28 exons. Gene Ontology annotation, biological process: microtubule-based movement; mitotic spindle organization.